AUGGCUCUGGCGACGCUGCUAUCAGCCAUCAUCCCAAUUGUCCUGCUCGUCCCGACCACCGAAGUCCUCCUCACAUCGCGCGACAAAGAAUCAAACACCUCGUACAUCGACCUCAGCGGCUCUGAAGACUUCCUUGCAAGCCAUGUGCUGCGCGUCCCGGGUGGAGUGGGGCCGAACAAUCAUGUCAAGGACUCUGGUAGUUUCAGGGAGACGCGGGGGAAGGCGAAGCAGUUUACAACCGCGAAUGGCCGGACGGUGAUAGUCAAGGACGCUUUCAUCUACAGCAACAAAGGCUUCAAAACACUCAACCAAGCGCAGCUCUUGAGCGACACCAUAUUCUACCCCGACUCCUUCGAUGCGCAGCCUUGGCUCGUAUACUUCAUAUCGCGACCCCUCAUAGGCACCUUCGAUGCGAACCCUAUAAUACCGGCUACACUAGGACCGCGACAAGAUGUGGGACCAGUUGCAGGACCGUCAGGCGCAGCGGGCCCGCCUGCAGGUGCCGGCUCGUCGAUGCCACGGAAGAAGGAGGUCAAGUCGUUCAGCGACCUGUUGAACCAUUUCCCCAUGAUCGCGCGCCAGAUGCAACCCGGUCUGGAAAGACUAUUCAGAGAGUUUGGCAAGGAGCUAGAAAAGCCCUUACCAGCGACACCAUCACAGAGAUCGCGGCGCUCGUCAAUGAGUUCACGGCGACGCGGAUCGGUAUCCUCAGCAGAGACGACGCCUUUAUCCUUGCACAGCAGCAUGUCUCACGGUCCGAAUGGCUUUGUAUCGAAUCUAGAGAUCAGCGACGAGGAGGACCAGAUGCGGAGAUCGUUGGAGACGGCAGUGACAGCGGCCAUUGAUCUCUUCCAGAUGGUGGACAAGCAGCAGCUGUCAUUACUGGGCGCGACGACCGACUUGACUGGUCCAAUUGUUGAGCGCAUGAUCGAGCGAUACAUUGCGGAGCAAGUGCACCACACAAUCCUCUUCCCACGGAUACAAGAGAUACGGCUUGUGGAAGAUAAGGACCUCGAGCGCCGCACACGACAGAUGGUGGAUAUCGAUAUAUCGCAAGUCGGAAUCGACAUUGGCCAUGGUCGCAAGGGCAAGCAAGAGCUAGCCAUACGGCUUUCGAAGGCUGUUGACAUGUUCAAGAAAAUGGGUGUCGCAGGCAGUCCGCAAGAGAUGUUGGAGAUACUCCUGGGAGUACAGAAGCACAUCACAAUGCCGGACGAAUCGCAGGCGAGGAAUAUGAUAAACGGAGAGCCAAUGUCGGAGAAGCAGGAUCAUCUUCUCACCAUCAACGCGGAUACACUCGUUUCGCUAUUGCUCAUAGUAGUUAUAAGGGCCCCAGUACGACAUCUGCAGGCGCGGCUUUCGUACAUGCGGCACUUCAUCUUCAUCGAUGAUGUCGAAAGUGGAGAGAUGGGCUAUGCGCUCAGCACGUUCGAGGCUGUCCUCUCAUACCUCACUACAGAUUCGGGCGGCCUGCGAAGAGCGAGUCGGCGGAAUAGGGCAUUGUGGCAGGCCACGAAAUCUGGUGAUCUUGCGACAAUGCAGGGCAUACUGGAGCCCGACAGGUCUUUUAACGCAGAUUUGGACAGCUUCUCAGACGGAAGCCAAACCCCGCCAAGAUAUCGCCCAGUCAGAUUUGCUGCAAGUUUAUCAGAUCUACAUUCCGUAGCAGGCACGACCUUGAACGGUGACGACGACUUCUCGUUACGACCCCGAAGCCCAUCUCGCGGAAAGAGUGCGCAUGAAGAUGGCCCUUUGGCGCAUAUCUUCCCCUUCCAGCGCGCUCAAACACCACCACUACCCGGUAGACCGAAGAUGAAGAAGAAGGUUUCUAUCACGGACACUAGGAGCAUGUCGAGUGGCUCAGCACGCUCAUACCAUUCACGGACUACCCUCGACUCCCGCGUCAGCGCCAUCGAAGGCGAUGUUUCGAUAGAAAAGCUGACCAUGACUCAAGGCCCCGAUGGCGAGUCAGUACUGAUGAUGGCGAUUGAGAAUAGACAGGACAAGGCCCUGCAAUAUCUGCUCAGUCUUACUGAGUACUAUACUCCCUCUCUCGUCUUCGAGGACUACAACAAUGAAGGCACCAAUCUGUUGAGUGCAGCCAUCCAACUGGGCCACGCCAGAACCACGGACACAAUCCUCAAUUACAUCCUGGACAACAGUCCAAGCCCUCAGGCACUGCAAGCAUAUCUUUCGAAACCAGAUGCAAAGGGUAGAUGUGUAGCGCAUUAUCUCUUCAAUCAGCCUCGACUUAUCGACCGCAUUGGACAUCUUCUUCCUUGGCGGCUGAAGGACAAGAAUGGCCAAACACCAGUGUUCGCUUUAUGUAGAUCGUAUGAUCACGACGAGUACCAUGAUAUGGUCGACAAGGCACUACUUGCCGCAACGCAAGACCAAGAUGAUGGACAACCGCUACACCUCGAUGAGCACGUCGACAACAAGGGCAACAGUCUGCUUCACAUCAUUACAGACCCUCAGCUAGCCGCAAAGCUGCUGUACCGCUGUGAUUCCGACGCCAACGCAACAAACGAUCGACAGUUCACACCACUCAUGGUAGCUAGUAAAUACGGUCGAACGGAUAUGGUACGGGUGCUCUUCCAAGACCCAAGAGUAGACCUAUCUUACAGGGACGCUCGUGGUCUCACCGCUGUAGAGCUCGCUAAGGACGACGACGUUCGGAACCGUAUCGACGACCUGGUGCUCUUGUCGAAUGAAGCCGGUCCGGAUGGCCGCACAACUACUGUUGUCCGGUCUUUCUUCGUCGAAGAUGGAACAGUACGCCUUGUGUUGAAGUCUGGAGCGCCAAACGACAACAAGACCAUCACCGUUACAACAUGUCGUAGGUCAUCACAGGACUUCGAAAACCUUGCAAAAUGGCUCGCACAGGAACACCCCGCUUCAUGGUUACCCGCCAUCCAGAAUCUAGCAUCACCAUACCUGAUACCCUCUCGACCAUCACGAUCGAUCUUACGCGACAUGCAACUCCGCCUCGACGCCUUCCUCAAGAUCCUCCUCCGCCACCCCACAUUCUCCACCCACGAAAUGGUAUGGGAGUUCUUCCUCGUCCCCGACAUCGACUCCUCGAUGCUCGCCGAGCGCUCAGCCCGCAAAGCCGAACUCCGCGUCGAGCGCCUCCGCGAAGAAUACGCGCCCAUCUACGACGUGCGCGAAGUGGAGCUCUUCGUCCAGCACAUGCGCGAAAACGUGCGCGCCCUACACCACGCCUCGCGCUCCGUCCUGCGUCGCGCAAAUAAAGUCCGCUCCGCGUCCUCGGACCUCAACGACGCUGCUAAAAUCGCUAACACAGCUCUCCACUCCCUUACCUUCCUGCCCGCCAAACACCUCAAAGCGCUAGACCGGUAUACCCAGACACUGAAACAGAGCGACGCAUCCCCCAUGUCCGGCUUCUACUACUCCAUGCACGCCAUCUCCAGCACCAUAACCGCCAUCCUAACCGCUUUAUCCCGCCCCUCCACACUCAUCACCUCCAUGUCCGCCACCCAGAAAGCAAUCGAUCGCCACAACCUCUCCGUCCGCCGCUCUGACCGCUGGCCCCUGGGUCUUCUCGACGACGCGCGCAGUCGGGUGCAGCGCGACGCCCAGGAUAAAAUGGAUAAGAGUAAGAUUGAGCUGGAGGAUUUGGGCAGGGAGUUGCGGUAUACGCAGCAGGUUGUGGCGCAGGAGUUGGCGAGUUGGCAGGAGGGUAGGGUGGAAAUGGGGAGAGGCGCGUUGAGGGAUUUGGCGCGCAGGAUGUGUGUGACUGAGAGGGCGAGGUUGGAGAGUAUGAAGAGGAGUGUUAGGGAGUUGGGGGUUGGGGUAUCGCCGAAGCCUACUUCCCCCUCUGAUCACGCUGGAUUCCCGAACGGCGGGAUGAUGAAUGGUAUGGUUAAUGGGUUGGCCAACGGUAUAAACGCCCCUCAUACUCCACUGCCUCUGGAUCUAGAAAAUCCGCUGGGAGUGCAAAGUAGACUGGUUGAUAUUACGGAUGAGGAUGUUGAGGAGGGGCCGGGUGGUGUGGAAGAUGUGGCAAGCGAGGGUGUUUUGCUGUCGAAUGGUGUGCCGCCUGCUGAGGCGUUGGUGGCGGAGCUGGAUAUUGAUGGGGAGAUGGUGGCUACGGAGAAUGGGGAUGUGGAUGGGGGUAUGGAUGGGGAUGUGGAUGGGAUUGGGGAAGUAGGUGAUGGGAAGGGGAAGGGUGUGGACUGA
Molecule: messenger RNA, 4203 nt
Organism: Alternaria hordeiaustralica
Lineage: Eukaryota; Fungi; Ascomycota; Dothideomycetes; Pleosporales; Pleosporaceae
Exons: 3
Coding region: 1-4203 (1400 amino acids)
Biological process (GO): early endosome to late endosome transport
Cellular component (GO): transport vesicle; plasma membrane; late endosome
Molecular function (GO): phosphatidylinositol binding; SNARE binding; guanyl-nucleotide exchange factor activity
Source: RefSeq, a predicted model, not a curated record